AUGAAAGCUCAACCUAAUGAAAAACGAAAUAUAAAACAUCGUAAUGCUCAACUUCAAUGGAGUGAAAUAAAAUGGAAUGAAGAAUAUGUGAAAGAAAAAAUUGAGGAAUAUUUAGAAAUAUAUAAUGAACUCGGUGCAUCGUCUGAUCAAGGUCUUGAACGCAUGUCAUUGCCUAAUUCUUCAAAUCAAUCAAAAACUAAUCGUAAUGAGGAACAACCGAAUAAUUUUGACGAUUUUCAUAAUGAUAAUGAUGACGAUGAUCAAGAAAAAAAUAAAAAUAAAAAAGAUUAUCGUAUUAAAAAACGUAAACCAUUUGAUGACGAGUUGAUUGAAGAUCUACGAGAAUUACCACCUGUAGGUAAAGUUCCAUUAGAACCAUUAUCAAAAACUAAACGACAAGGGUGUGGGUGUAGGUAGAGUUGUUUUUCUCAUCUACAUACACACCCAAAGUGAGAGAAAAAUGGACUGACGUCGUUUUAUUUUGAACGACAUUUUUGUUCUUUUAAAAUCAACUAUUUGAUUGAUUUUCAUUUUGAAUAAUGAGACAUAUGUUUAUUGCUCGAUGCUCGGAGAAAUUUCGAGUUUCUCCUCUUUUCUGCUUCUAUUUUUAACUGCAUACACGUCGGCCACAGCAAUAUUUGGAUUGAUCUGUCGAAAGAUUGAACUGCCUUGUUGAUAGUCGAUUGAUCCAUGUUGAUCAUUCGACCAUACAAGUAAUGAAUGGCAAUUUCUCAAUUAUGUUUCUUUCAUCGAUAUAUGAUUCCUUUUGAAGAUGUUGUUUGUUGAUUGGCACGAUACUUUCUUUCGCUCAUUAUUUUCUUCAUUAUAGAAACCCACCGUAAUAGUACCUGGGUAUGUCGAUUGUAUUAAAAUAAACUUCAAUCAAAUAAAUUGAGUAAGACGAAAACGAUAACCAAAAAUAAAUAAUCCUGUGUAGAAUCUUUGUGUUGUGAGGUUGGAUCGAGAGAUGAUAAUUUCUUCUAGGAGAGGAUAAUCCAUAGUUAUUAUGCCUGAGUUUUCGACUGCUCCAAAACUUUUCAAUUUGUCUUCAAUUGUUGUUCUAUCUUUCAGUGAAUCAAUAAAAGUUGCUUCUACAUUAACAUCUUUGAUAAAUUUAUUCACU
Messenger RNA from Rotaria sp. Silwood2, 1123 nucleotides. The record is from the annotation of a GenBank genome assembly. NCBI's taxonomy places the organism in Eukaryota, Metazoa, Rotifera, Eurotatoria, Philodinida, Philodinidae.